AUGCCGGGCCCUAUUAUGUCGUACAACAAGCUUGCAAUUGUUAGUGGCGUGUUUGUCAUCAUAUGCAUUCUCAUAAUUUCAACAACAGCCGGGCUGCACGAGAGCGGUUCCAAGGUGGUCGAGAAGAUUAAAGAAUCAGCCAAGGAGGCAGCCAACGAUGUUUGCAAUAAUGAUCGUCCGGUGUUUGGGAAGCCCACGAUCAGCGACUCCUUUCUCAGGCUCUACGAAUCCAUACGGCAUCCCAUAGACGAUCCGUCAUAUACCGACGCCUCAGGAAAAGUACACGAGGUGAAAGAGGAUGCGCCAUGGUGGAGAGAGGCGCUCAGGAACGAAAUCCUGAUUGUCGACAUUGAUACCAGGGUGCCUGACAAGAAGAAUGAGCUUUGGAACAAAGACCGUUUGAACUGGGAGACGAUGAAGUCGGAGGGUGAUGGUGGCAUGGUCAGCGCGGCUUUCAUGAACCACUUCUUCUACGCGCAAAUACACGGCUACGACUACCGCUUUAUCAACGCGCACGACAUGGAAGGAAUGCACAACACAUGGGUCAAGCCGCACGUUCUCCACGCUCUCCUCAAGAAGUACAAAUUCGUAAUCUUCAUCGACGCCGAUGCCACGAUCCAGCACCUCGAAGUCCCGGUCGAAUGGCUGUUUAAUCGCUGGGGUAUCACACCUGAAACCAGCAUUGCCAUGCCCUUCGAUACGCGACAGACGCUCAACGGUGACGAACACGCCUCCGAAGACAGCCGCGGAAAGCUUGCCCUCAACACUGGUGUCGUGAUUGCGCAAUCACUCCCACACACCUUCGAGAUGCUAGACGCAUGGAAAGAGUGCCCGACUGGUGUGCGCUAUCCAGAUUGCAAACAAUGGGCUCAAGCGUGGUCACACGAGCAGAAGGCUUUUUCGGAAUACAUACGAUACGAUUUCAAUCCCAACGGUACCAAUAUUAUCGAGAUACCGUGCAACGAUGCGAUGGGAUACCCUGGCCUGACGGAGCAUUCAUGGAUUACGAGCAAGUGUACAGGCCAGUUCAUCAGACACCACACCAUCGACAAGCAGCGCACGAAGCAAAGUACCGAGGCGGCUAUGAUGCAGAGCUUAACUGAUCUGCUACACCAGGAGCUGCAUGGGAAGCGGGAUACGUAUUUCGUGAAGGAGAAGGAGGCCAAGAAGACAAAGGCUGGCGGAAACGAGCCUGAUCUUAUAGGUCUCACAAGUAGUAAAUGA
Molecule: messenger RNA, 1224 nt
Organism: Alternaria atra
Lineage: Eukaryota; Fungi; Ascomycota; Dothideomycetes; Pleosporales; Pleosporaceae
Exons: 2
Coding region: 1-1224 (407 amino acids)
Biological process (GO): protein N-linked glycosylation
Cellular component (GO): Golgi membrane
Molecular function (GO): glycosyltransferase activity
Source: RefSeq, a predicted model, not a curated record